Messenger RNA from Symbiodinium sp. CCMP2592, 753 nucleotides. Lineage: Eukaryota; Dinophyceae; Suessiales; Symbiodiniaceae. The record is from the annotation of a GenBank genome assembly.
AUGACGGCGGCACGGCGAUCUGCCUGGGCAUUGCGUGCGGCAUGCCUUGCUGCUGUUGGGGUGGCCACCCUGAUGCUGGCAGAGACCGCUUUCGUGGCUCCAUUGCCAACUGUCAGCGACGCCCAGAGCAGAACACUGGCAGGCCUCGGUUCUUCCUAUGCAUCAUUGCGAGGAAGCCGCAGCUUCGCCCCUCGAACGCCUCUCAAAGCCGAAGAGGCUGUCGAAGCUGGCGAGGGCAAGAAAACGAUUGACUGGGUGCUGUUGGCUUACUUCGCUCUCUGGUAUUUGGGGAACUAUUACUACAACAUCACCAACAAGCUGGCCUUGAAGGCAGCAGGCGGCGCCAAGGGCUUCCCGAUGACGAUUGCGACGCUUCAGCUUGGUGUGGGCUGUCUAUGGGCCCUUCUCCUCUGGGGCUAUCCGGACACGCGGAAGCUUCCUGAGAUCACGGCGGAGGACUAUACCAAGACCCUGUUGGUUGGGCUUACUUCGGCAGGUGCUCACGCCGCUUCGGUUUUUGCGCUCAGUGCGGGAGCUGUAUCCUUCGGUCAGAUUGUGAAGGCAGCGGAGCCGGCCUUCGCCGCGCUGAUCGGCACCAUGUUCUACUCAUCGAAGGUGAGUCUUGGAAAAUGGCUAUGUCUGAUCCCCGUCAUCGGCGGCGUUGUCUUGGCUUCGCUCGCAGAGCUGGACUUUGCCUGGGCGGCCCUCAUUACGGCUGCGAUGGCCAACGUCUUCGCGGCCUUCAAGGACUGA